GUAGCAAUUCACAAUGCGAUUCUGGAAUGCCUUGGUCCCAAUCGCUCUACUUCCUAUUGUCACUGCUAAUUUCCACCUUGUCCUGAUCUGGCUCGAAGCGUACGACUCUUCUACAGUCCCAAGUAAUUUGAUGCCCUCUUGGGUUUUAGUCCCGUCGAACCGAGAUCGUUGCGACCCCGCAACUAAACCGGAUUCCGAGUUCUUCAAGUGGCGCACCAACUUCUCGUCAGAACCGACCGCCCCACUUUGCGGUUCUUCUGGUGUUACGGUUUCUAAAUAUGGCGCCGGCUGGAACGACUCGCGAGGACAAACGGGAGAGUGUUUCCCGAUUAACAACGGCAAGGGGUAUUUCAUAGUGUGCGGACAGAAGGACACAGGCAUAUGGUUGGUCCUUGAUAUGUACUGGUGCAAGUCGGACUGGUGCAAAGGACGUGGCGACCAGUGAUCAAAGCAGAAAUCAGAAAUCUUCGGCAUCUAAGACUUGCUUGUGUAAGCCACAAAUUGUCGUGCAACACUCUCGACAACAAACUUGUUAUGUAACCAAGAAAUUGAGAAAUUGCGU
This is a messenger RNA of Cantharellus anzutake, 562 nucleotides long. RefSeq lists its product as uncharacterized. Bases 14 to 445 code for a protein of 143 amino acids. The transcript has 2 exons. NCBI's taxonomy places the organism in Eukaryota, Fungi, Basidiomycota, Agaricomycetes, Cantharellales, Hydnaceae. The record is from RefSeq and is a predicted model, not a curated record.